Molecule: messenger RNA, 3595 nt
Organism: Spirodela intermedia
Lineage: Eukaryota; Viridiplantae; Streptophyta; Magnoliopsida; Alismatales; Araceae
Source: the annotation of a GenBank genome assembly
AUGGUCGCCGGGGGGUCGAAAAAACGGCCGGACAGUGGGUUGGAAUCCGGUGUCACGGGGGGCGGCAAAGAGGCCAAGCAGCACGACCACCAGUUCCACGGCCAGCCACCCCCAGCAGGUAUUGUCGUCGAGCCGAAGUCCUGUCUCCAGAAAAUUUCGUGUGUCGAGGGCCGAAUUCACACUGUCAGUCAAUGCCUCAAAUCCAAACAGCGGAGGAGGCUUGUGUUUCGGGCGGUCUGUACUGCACCCAAGUGGGCUCGUUUUUCUCUAGGAAACAUCUCCCCAUAUUGACUUAUCUAUCAUUGUGAUUACUGCUUUCGGAUAAUAGACUAAUACGACAAUAGUCUCUUAAGUAUAGUCAACGUGCUGCGUUAGAUGCUCCUCCCUCACCUCAAAAUAUUUCAGUGGCAUAUUUUAAUAGCCAAAGAAGUUUGUGAUUGGACAUGACCUAAUCACAGAUCUGACCUGACUCUACCAUCCGCGCUCUGCUUUCGUGCUUUUGAUAGUCACUUCAGGAUGCCGAGGACUUAAUAUUCUGUGCUUGUUUAUCAUAUGUUUUGCUGGCGGUUCAUUCAGAUUAUCAUUUAAUCCCUUCCUGGACUUAGUUUCGUUCAUGUCCAUUUUUUCUUUCAAAGACAUUAUAAACACAGUUAACUUGUAGCGGUGUAGACGAAUUGUGAUAAGAUUUGAUGAUAGGAAGACUUGAUGCCAGUAGGUAACGAGGUUGUUGAUGUGCGCUCCAAAACACUGGUUAGAACCCCCAUGAUUGAGUUGCGACGCUUCUGGAUAUGUAUCCUACACCGGAACUGAAUUCCUUUCAAAAUGGAAUAUGUGCCAAACAUACAUGCCUUGAUUCCUUAUUUCGACAGGUGCAAAUAUCUGAAUUUCACCUUUUUAGAUGCUUUUUAAGUCUCAUACCAUCACUAACUCGCAUUCAGAAAUAUGUAUCCAUUUUUAUGGUAGUUUCUUUUCUUAUCCUCCUAUAUCACUAAUAGUCUACUUGAACGCCAGGGUUUUCAUUUGUAAAUAAACGAUAUGCUGUCUUCUCUUAGAAAACAACCACGUUUCUCACUUCUCCAUUGCCAUAGGUCUACUCGAAUCCGACUAUAGGCGCCUUUAUUUCGUAGACUCCGAAGAUAGUCAGUGUAGCCAGCUAUUGGAUCUCUUCUCUCCAAGAUUUCUCCUGAAACGUAGGUACCGACCUCCUACCCUGGAGCAGUGAUCAAAUGCUUGUUAAAACCUGCCAUUAGGAUCAAAGAGGAUCUGCAAUAGUUUUGUAAAGCUCAGGUUGUGCACUAUUUGUGUCUCCUGAAAAAAAGUCUUAUUGUCCAUUACCCGUGCAAAUCUAUGAGGUUGCUGCCACAACAUACCUAGGAUGUUGAGUGUCUCUCCACACCCUAGAAAUAGUUUUAAUUUUGCCCUGGAAAACAUCUCAUGGUCUACCAUUUCUGUUGUACUCUUGCUUAACCAUUCCCAUCCACAACCUGCCUUCCUUCUGUAUCAGCUUCCAUAGCCACUUCAUUAGGAAAGCCCAUUCCAGACUCUCAACCUAAUGAUGCAAAUUCCUCAAGUGUCUUUGUGCUGACAAUUCCGCCCCCCAAUUUGUUGUCAUGCCACCUUAGUUCCUGCUCCAUUACCAUGACAGAAAAUUUCUCUGCUAGAUUGUUUCUAUUUACUGUGCUGCUACUGUUGAUAUUCUGAAGAUAGAGAGAUGAUAAGUUGACAAGUUGCACGGUACACGGUUACUCAACGGAAGUCCCCCUUUUUAACAGAAUGCACAUUUUUUGACCAAUCCCGUUGGUGCACAAUGCCAGCGGUGAGGGUCAACAUGAUAUAAGAUGCAGAUAAUUUUCCCACCUCAUACCCUGGAAGAACUUCUGCCCCCUUCAUCUUCUCUCUGCAUUCAGGCUCACAAACAAAAUGGUGUCUUCCUUGGCGGAUUUGUUUUCGGUUUCAUAUGCAUUCUUGUAUUAAUUUCCUUGAUUGAUGAAGUUAAGCUUUCGAUGAUUCAUGGAUUAAUGUACAUAUUUAAUGCAAAAAUUGGAAAAAAAAUUGUUCCCUCGUUUGUUGGCAUUUUUGGUAUCUUUUUAUUGAGGUUCAAAUUUUCUGCUGCUGCUGAUGCCAUGAUUUACAUUUAUACACCAUGAUGACUUCCAUUCUAGCUUCCGAAAUAUCUGCUUUUGCAACUUUUUCACCCUAAAUCCAUUUACACAUAUAGAGCAGUAAACGUUUGAAAGGUAUCUCUGAUGCCAUCGGGUUGUGUGGGGGAGUUGCUGAUGCCUUGUGGCUGAACCCAGUAACUGGGAAAGGUUACAUAUUAGAAAUUUUGUGCAUUUGAGAAAUUGUUCUCCUUUUGGCUUUCAUACGAUAUCAUGUAGUUAUGCUUUAUGGUGGACUGUUAUGCAAUUGAUAGAGCUGUUGGAUUCAGAAAGUGAAGAAAUUGAGCUCAGCACGUCUGAGGGUGAAGACUCAUCGUGGGUCUCAUGGUUCUGUGGGCUAAGAGGCAACGAGCUCCUCUGUAAAGUUGACGAGGAUUAUAUUAAGGACGAUUUUAACUUAUGCGGACUUCAGGGGCAGGUUCCAUACUACGAUUAUGCCUUGGACAUGAUUUUGGAUAAUGAUUCAUUCAGUGGUACGUUUUGCAGAGUAAUUUGCCUCAAUCAAGUAAAAAUCUUGAUGCUAUUUGUUCUCAUAUUUGUAAGCAAUCGAGUAAUUCUGUUGCCUAGUAAAUUCUAUUGUGUUUUCCUUUUACCCAGGUGAGAUAAAUGGGGAAGAACUCGUUGAAGUUGAACAUGCCGCAGAGUUGCUGUACGGCCUCAUUCAUGCACGUUUUAUCCUCACAAUCAAAGGGCUAAAUUCCAUGGUAAGCUCUGUCGGAGCUGACUAUAGUGCUUUCUGAAUUCUUAUGCUCGUGGGUAAUCAUUCUCUUUAUUGACCUUUGCUUCAGCAUGUGAAGUACAAGAGGGCAGAUUUUGGACGGUGCCCUCGUGUUUUUUGUACAGGGCAGCCGUGCUUGCCAGUGGGUAUCUCUGACAGCCCCCGAAAUGGAUUGGUGAAGGUCUUUUGCCCAAAAUGUGAAGAUCUGUACCUCCCAAGGUGCAAGUACCAGAGUGGUAUCCUUCUUUCUGGUUCUCUUUCCUUUUCAUCAAGUAGUGACGAUUUUGCAGUAUAUUCUUGCUCCAUUGGUUUGCUCCACGUCAAUCUUCUUAUUUUAUAGCAUCAGUUUCAUCUUCUGGUUUCUGCCAUUUCCCCUUCCGAAACAGUUAUCAUGUUCGAAUGAUUCACACAUAUUUGGGUUGGUCAAAAAAUUCUAACUGUGGGGAGAAAAGAUUUAUGCAAUGCUUCCUCUAUGGUUCCAGGACAAGAGAAAUAUUAGGUUCUUACAUAUUGGAAAGCAUCAAGCGAGUGCUCCUCCUCUGUGCGUGUUCUUCCUUGACAUUUUGCUCCCUCCCCAGACAUGGAUGGCGCCUACGUGGGGACAACCUUUCCUCAUCUUUAUCUGAUGACCUUUCCUUCCAUAAAACCAGCCAAGCCUGCUCAGUGCCACGUCCCCAGGGUCUUUGGAUUCAAGCUCCACAAGAACUCCUCCAGGUGA